AUGGGGUCCAGUGCACCGAGACGGCCGCCGUCGGAUGACGUUGAUGGCGAUAUCUUGACCUUCUCGGAACUCGAUUUUGCAAGACUUGGCCUUGCGAAUAGGACUAUUGAUGAGAGAAACACGCCAAUUCAGGACCAGGGAGCUCAGCAAUCGUAUUUUCCGCCUCAGAAUGAUGAGUUUUCGUUCGGUCAUGAGCACCUCGAUUUCACGGAUGACUUGCUCAACUCCAUGAUCCCACCAGAACAACAAAGUGAAUUCUGGGUUGACCCUGCAUUGAGCCUGAAUUCGUGGGAAACACCCGCUGCGGCACAGCCACCAACUGGGGGAAACAUCUCGCCAUUGGCAACAUCGGGUAAUCGAGCGGGAACUCCGACAACGACAUCCCCAUUUGGAGUUCCUGGAUUCGGUCAAUCGUUCAACGGUUCUCCGAUAGCUGAGAAUUCCCAACGCGGACUUCCACGGAAACGGAGCCAUUAUUUUCGUCGUCAGCCUCAUCGAACGGGGAGUGAUCCGAUCUCAAUACCUCGCCAUAACCAUCAACGCGACAGCGCUCUAGAUCCUAUGCAAAGAUGGCAAGAAUCGCCCCCGGAAGCUGAAGCGGCGUCACUAUCUGCCAUUGCCGAUGCACUAAAAAAAACACCGUUGAGAACCCGCUCAUCCGCUGGGAGCCUAGGUCGAAGCCGUGUCGGGAGUCGCGCAGGGUCAACACAUAGUUUAGGAAGUGCGACAAGCUGUUCUUCCGCAUCGGUGGGAUCACCUCAGUCUGCAACUCGAAAAGGUUCUUUGAAAGGGCGAGUCACCAAGUCAAAACGUUCUUCUACCACUAAAGGCAAUGAACCCCAGAACAGACGGUUUCCUUGUACGUUUUGCUGCGACAAGUUCAAGAAACAUCUCGAAACUCACAACCACGCGGGAUGUCAAAAUGACGAUAAACUUCCUGUCUUCAGUCGAAAGGAUCAUCUUACCCAGCACCUUCGACUUGUCCACCACGUGAAAACGGUACCGGUUAUAGAAUCGUGGAAAGUCGAGGGACCGCCUGUGAAAUCGAGAUGUGGAAUUUGCGGUCUUCGAAUGGAGACGUGGAAAGAACGAGUCGAACACCUGGCGAAGCACUUUCGAAAGGGUGAUACGAUGGCUGAUUGGAAGGGCGAUCAUGACUUUGAACCGCAUGUCAAAGCUCGUGUGACGAAUGCACUGUCACCUUAUAUGAUUGAGGUCGAAGGGAAAUGUCCCGUGCCCUUCUCAGCGACUGAUCCAAGCUGUCGAGACCAUCUUCUUCAGAUUCGAGAGAACGUUGGACGAACGACGGAUUUUACCGAUGGGGGUUUGAGUAAUUUGGACGCGGUAGAGGAAACCGUAGCGCGACCGCAACGCUCAAUGACACAGGAUAGCAGCUCCAUGGCCUUCCCGGAGUUUCUGGUUCAUCAUCUUGGGAGAUAUGCGCAGCGACAGAUGAGCCUCGGUGUUAUUCCGACCGAUGAGAUGUUUCAGACUGAAGCCAGGAGAAUCGUUUACGAUACCGCGGAUCCAUGGGAUCAGACGUUGGCGGAUAACAAAGACUGGCUUUCGUGUUUUAAAGAACAUCAUGUUAAUGGUUCUCCAGGUAACUGA
Fusarium oxysporum Fo47 is the source of this 1611-nucleotide messenger RNA. RefSeq lists its product as uncharacterized. The record is from RefSeq and is a predicted model, not a curated record. NCBI's taxonomy places the organism in Eukaryota, Fungi, Ascomycota, Sordariomycetes, Hypocreales, Nectriaceae. The transcript has 3 exons. The coding region runs from base 1 to 1611 and encodes 536 amino acids.